Messenger RNA from Nicotiana tabacum (common tobacco), 2095 nucleotides. RefSeq lists its product as uncharacterized. Gene Ontology annotation, molecular function: nucleic acid binding; tRNA (guanine(10)-N2)-methyltransferase activity. The record is from RefSeq and is a predicted model, not a curated record. Gene Ontology annotation, biological process: methylation. Gene Ontology annotation, cellular component: cytoplasm. NCBI's taxonomy places the organism in Eukaryota, Viridiplantae, Streptophyta, Magnoliopsida, Solanales, Solanaceae.
GAGUUAUUACAUUUUUGGGUUUUGAGUCCAGGGUUUUGCACUUUGGGUUUAGGAGACUACCGUUUACCCAAGUUUAGUCAUUCCGCCACCAGUGCGUCACCGCCAGCCACCGGGCUCGCCGCCGCUACUGAUCUCUCCGACCCAACUCUAAUAGAAAACCCCUAAACAUCGUUCAUAUUUUCCGAUUCUACACCCACAUAACUCAUUUAUUUAGUUUUGAAGCUCAAACUGAAAUAUUGCAGAACAUGUGGUACCUAUGCGUCUUCUAUCAUAGAUUACUUGACUACAGGAAACCUGAAGUUGAGUCUUUGGCUGAGCUUUUUGGUGCUUUCAGCAAAGGAGAGCCAACAAACAAUGGUGACUUAAAAAGCAAUUGCAGUAAUUCACUUGAAUGGAAGCUUCCAGAACAUCACCACCCUGACUCGCCUUUUCACUUAGUUAGUCUUCCUUCUGAAGAAAUCGCCCGUAAUGUUGCAAAUCGAAGUAUUCUUGUAAAAGGAAUCUUUGAACUCUGGGGAGAAGGAAGUAGCCUUGAAGAACUAGAAGAGUCUAUUAUAAAGUAUCCUGAUGAGCGGAAGCAGCCAUACCUGACAUCUGAUAGCACAUUCAAGAUUGCUGUUGACACCUUUGGGAAGGCUAUCAGCUUUGAGGAGCAAAAUGAGCGUAUUCGAUCAUUCUCCUACAUCCCUUUCAAGGGCCGGGUGAACUUAAAAAAUCCUGAUCAUACAUUCUGGCUCAUAGAAACGGACAAUUAUGGUUCUAGUAAUGGACUGCCACCCAUCGUGGGAAGGAAAGUCUUUUUUGGUCGAGAGAUUGGUGCUGCUGAUAGGAAGCUUUUGCCGACUUAUCAGUUAAAAAGUCGUACUUAUCUUGGUCCGACUGCCAUGGAUGCCGAGAUGGCAUUCCUGAUGGCGAACCAAGCACAGGCCAAACCUGGGAGGCUUGUCUAUGACCCUUUUGUGGGCACAGGAAGCAUUCUAGUUGCAGCAGCCCAUUAUGGGGCAAUGACAAUGGGUGCAGAUAUUGACAUUCGGGUAGUGCGUGAUGGGCGUGGUCCAGAUUGUAAUGUCUGGAGCAACUUCAAGCAGUAUGGAUUGCCAACGCCUGUUGCUUUAUUAAGGGCAGACAACAAUCUUCCUCCUUGGCGUUCAGGAUUGAAAGAGGUUUUCGAUGCCAUAAUAUGUGAUCCUCCCUAUGGAGUCCGUGCUGGAGGACGUAAAUCUGGUGGCAGGAAGCUUUUGAAAGGAGUAAUUGAUCCAUAUACCGUUCCUGAUGACAAAAGAACAGGCCACAUACCAUCAACUGCUCCUUACAGCUUAGUGGAAUGUGUGCAUGAUUUGCUUGACCUUGCUGCUAAGAUGCUCGUGAUGGGUGGCCGGCUUGUGUACUUUUAUCCAGUAUUAAGAGACAACGAGUCAGCUGAUACUACUUUUCCAGAGCACCCCUGUUUCAAAUUGGUUGCUACCUCAGAGCAGAUGCUGAGCUAUAGGUACAGCAGGGUACUACUAACCAUGGUCAAAAUUGAACCAUAUACUGAAGAAAUUGAAUUAGCAGCAAGGAUCAAACAUUUGGAGUUCAAGGAAAACCAUCUGAAGUGGUUAGAAGAAGGUAAUCUUCAUUCAGCAGUUUUUAGUCCUGCCGACAUUCACCUUAAAGUGUCAGGUGAUACAAAGAUUGGUAAAGAAUCAAAGGGAAAGUAUAGAGGCAAAUAUGUCUAGACCAAAGCUGACAUCCAGAUUUUCAUGGGGCAGUCAAUCAAUACUAAUUUUCUCAGACCGUUAGCAUUAUUUAUCUAAGUGAUGGUGAUGAGAAGUCAACAACCCCAAGAUAGUAGGGAAGUUCAUUAAUCCUUCUUGGAAAUACUCGUUCUACUAUUUAGUCUACUAGGAGAUUGUAUUACAGUUGGAACUGAUUAUCAGUUCUCGAUACACAUCAGAUGUACUUGACUGUUUCCUUGGUGCAUCUUACUGCCUGUCCAAGAGGUGUAUUGAGCAAAAACUUUGGACAACUUCAUCUAGCUUAGAAACAUGUGACAUCUGGACUUGUUGACUCUUGAUCAGUUAGCAUAUAUUUUUUCUUUCCAAAAGUUAUCUCA